This is a messenger RNA of Sitodiplosis mosellana (orange wheat blossom midge), 1306 nucleotides long. Its product is annotated as alpha-ketoglutarate-dependent dioxygenase alkB homolog 4. Bases 72 to 1067 code for a protein of 331 amino acids. The transcript has 4 exons. The record is from RefSeq and is a predicted model, not a curated record. Gene Ontology annotation, biological process: oxidative demethylation. Gene Ontology annotation, molecular function: demethylase activity; oxidoreductase activity. NCBI's taxonomy places the organism in Eukaryota, Metazoa, Arthropoda, Insecta, Diptera, Cecidomyiidae.
ACCAUUCGAUAUUGACGGCAGAGGUCGUUGUGUCGCUAUUUCGAAUCUGACAGAUUGAAUACAUUAUUCGAAUGGUUCAAUGUGAUUGUGAACAUUUACAAACAUUUUUUUUAUUUUUCGGUAAAAAUUCAUUUAAAAAAAUGGAUUAUCCACGUCCAUGUGGCUGCAAGGGUAGGCGAACUUGUUUAGCAUGCGAAAAAGAAUAUAAUUUCGAUGAGAAGUCAUUCAUCACCAAAUACAAGAAUUUAAAAUAUUACGUUUUUUGUUAUAAAUGCAUUAAAAUUUAUGCGGGUGACAAUGUAACAGCCACAAUUGGAUCACAUCCAGAGCAUGGUGCACAAAUCGGUAUCGAAUUCCCCGGAGUAUUUGUAUCACCAGAUUUUAUAUCGGCGAACGAAGAGAAUGCACUGAUGACAGGCAUUGACAGCUUGCCAUGGGACAUUUCACAGAGCGGCAGACGUAAACAAAAUUAUGGACCGAAAACGAAUUUUAAAAAAAUGAAACUGGCACACGGUACAUUCAGAGGCUUUCCAGAAUAUUCCGAAUUUGUGCAGGAACGAUUCAAAGAUGUUCCACUGUUGGCCGAUUUUCAAACAAUCGAACAAUGCUCUUUGGAAUACAAUCCAGAUAAAGGAGCAUCAAUUGAUCCACAUAUCGAUGACUGUUGGAUUUGGGGCGAACGAGUUGUCACCGUCAAUUGUCUGUCAGACUCUGUACUCACUUUAGUUAGAUAUACCGGAGAUCCGAAACGUUAUAAUUUGCCUUUAGUUGAAUCAUAUGCAUCACAAUUGAGAUCACCAUUAGCCUCGGAGGAACAAUUGAAUGGAUUCAAUGAUGUAUUAAUCAAAGUACCUAUGCCAAAUCGAUCACUCAUCGUCUUAUACGGAUCACCACGAUAUCAGUUUGAACAUUCGGUUCUGCGCACGGACAUUACAUCAAGACGUGUGUGCAUUGCGUACCGAGAAUUCACACCGAUGUACUUGAAAAACGGCGAGAGCUUCGAAAAAAGUGAACCAAUUUUCCAAACAGCCAAGUCAUUUUGGCUGGAUGAAAUAUCAGCGCAGUGAAAUACCGUUUUUUUUUUGUUAAUAAAAGAAUGAAAUCAUUAUUUAAACACAUUUCUUACAUUUUGAUCAGUUUUUUAAGAGUUUGUUCAAUGAUGUAAUUAUUUAAUGUUUUUGUGCAAUCUUAGCAUUGUUAACAAAACUGAUGUAUGUUAUAUGAUAACAUUGUUAUCCCAUGUAAAUGCAAAUUAUUUUGUUAUAAUAUUGAAUGGAAUUAAAAUCGAUAAAUUUUGUGCCCCAAA